Molecule: messenger RNA, 1813 nt
Organism: Bacillus rossius redtenbacheri
Lineage: Eukaryota; Metazoa; Arthropoda; Insecta; Phasmatodea; Bacillidae
Product: DNA-directed primase/polymerase protein-like
Exons: 1
Coding region: 82-1653 (523 amino acids)
Biological process (GO): error-prone translesion synthesis; response to UV; mitochondrial DNA replication
Cellular component (GO): nucleus; mitochondrial matrix
Molecular function (GO): DNA-directed DNA polymerase activity; chromatin binding
Source: RefSeq, a predicted model, not a curated record
AAUUGUUCGAUAUGUGUUGAAAAACGAUUUUGUAGUUACAAGUGGUAGUGUUACAUAAUAUUUUAUUUUCUAGUAUUUGUGAUGAUGGAAAAUGCCUCAUUGACAUUUCCUACAGCUUCAUUUUAUGGACAGCGUAAGUUGAGAGAUAUAUUGCGGUUUAGUGCAAUAGAUUCUGAAAAAAAUUUGAAGAAAGGAACUUCUUUGCCACCACAAAUAGUCAGUAUUAAUGGUCCUUCUAAAACAUGGCAAGUGUUUCGCAGUCAGGCAAAGGCUUUAGCGUUUGCAAGGUCUCGGAGGAAUGGAUUGAUGACUUUUGCAUUUCAGGAUGAUUCAGGCAACCGCCUCUUUCUUGUUACGAAUCCAUGUGUAUUUUGGUUUUAUGAUGAAUUGAAACAGCCCCACCAGCGAUGUUCGUAUGAAAUAAUAUCGGAGCAUUCACCAAGUAAGCUCUACUUUGAUUUAGAGUUUGCUAAAGAAUGUAAUUCUGAGUGUAAUGGUGUUGAGAUGAUUGAAGUUUUUCUGAAGAUUGUUUCAUUUUAUCUGCAAAAGAAAUGGCAACUGUCAGUCAAUCGUAGUCACAUUGUGGAUUUAGAUUCAUCUUCACCUGAUAAAUUCAGUCGUCAUUUGAUCUACGAAAUCCCUGGAUGUGUAUUCAAAGACAACUUGCAUGUUGGCAACUUUGUUAAGGAUGUCUGCAGCCAAUUAAAACAUUUUAUACAUCUGUGUGAUUCUGAUUAUAAUAUAAAUAAAAGUGCCGCAGGUGGUGACAAUCAAGACUUAAAUAAAAUAAGCAAUCUCUAUGAUGUAAGCUUGUCAGACAUAUGCAAGUUAUUUGUUUUUGACAAGAAUGGAAAAAAGAAACUGUUUUGUGAUGAGGGUGUUUAUACAAGAAACAGACAGUUCAGAAUUUAUAAAUCUACAAAACAUGGUAAGAACUCUCCUCUAGUUCUUAGUCAGGAAAAUCAGUUUCAAAUUGAUACUGAAGAUCUUAAAAAACAUGCACUCAAUGAAGCUGUUUUUUUACAUUCACUUGUUACUUACAUACCACAGGGAGAUCAUUUAAGAAUAUUGGACUCCCUUUCUGUCGAAUCAUCAACUAGCAGCAUGCCUCAAAUGGUGCUUCCUAAGAGAUCUCCAAAUGUUACGACAGAAUCGCCUUACCCUGAAGUGGAUCAGUUUGUACGUUCACUCAUCAGACCAAAUGGGAAAAUUAUUAGAACUUGCUUUUUUUCUACAAGCAAUAUUAUUGUGUAUGAUAUUGUUGGCUUCAGAUAUUGUGAAAAUAUUGGCAGGGAGCAUUGCAGUAAUAACAUUAAGUACGUAUUUUACCUCGCAAAACUAUGCUAUUAUCAGAAAUGCUAUGACCCUGACUGCAGAGAUUAUCGCUCGCCCAUGAAAGAUCUACCCACAGAUCUUAUGUUUUGUUUGCAAAAUGACGGGGAGGAUGAGCCCAACUGUGUUGGGUAUUUUGGCAUUCCGAAAGAUGAGUUGGAAAUGUUGGAAGGAAUUGAUAAAGAUGAAUAUAAUUUUGAUGAUUGGCUGUGCAAAGACAGCAGUGGUGCAGUGAGUGGUGAUUGUGAAAGUUCCUUCCCAGAUUAUGGAGUCUCCGAUUUUGACAUGCUGCAGCUUCCAGAAAGUAAAAAUUCUAAGUAAAACUUUAGUUUCCACUUAGUUUUUUUAUUAGUUAUUUUAGAAAUUAAAUUCCUUGCUUAUUUUUGACACACAUAUAUUAUGCCAAACAAUUGUUGUUCCCCUCCCCAUCUCUCCUAAGAAUUGAUGAAUUCGUAUCUACAAAAAUUUUAUUUUAAUUUUG